This is a messenger RNA of Melitaea cinxia (Glanville fritillary), 318 nucleotides long. RefSeq lists its product as uncharacterized. NCBI's taxonomy places the organism in Eukaryota, Metazoa, Arthropoda, Insecta, Lepidoptera, Nymphalidae. The record is from RefSeq and is a predicted model, not a curated record. Bases 1 to 318 code for a protein of 105 amino acids. The transcript is spliced from 2 exons.
AUGCUCGAGCAUCUCAACAGUGUUUCCCAAAGAGUGAGUCUUAAGUUGAACAUGGACAAGACGAAAAUUAUGUCGAACGUUCAUGUAGCAUCCGCUCCAGUUCACAUUGGGAACACUGUUCUCGAAGUUGUUGACCAUUACAUAAACCUAGGACAGUCAAUACAGCUAGUGUCUAAAGACCAAAGUCUUCAACCAGUGUGUGUUGCCAGUUAUGACAUAUGGAUCCGAAAUGUGGUCGCUCAAUAUGGGCCUCAUAAGAAGGCUCAAAGUCGCUCAGCGGGCGAUGGAGAGGGAAAUGCUCGGUAUUUCCCUACGUAA